GGCCUCCAGUCUGAAAAGCAGCUCUCCACCACCGCCCUGUGUCUUCUACCUUUGAGCUAGUUCUGUAUCCAAAUAGUUAGUCAUGUUGCAAAUCAAUACCGCACACUUCUUAGAAGCUGAAUCAGGUAGUAACUAAUACAGCUGGAGGAGGAGCUAUACGGGGAUGAAGAGUCUGAAAGGAUGUAGAGAGACAGAUAUUUAAGAAUUAGAAUUGAUUUUAUUGACACGUAUACUCAGGUACAGGAAUGCAGGAGUACAGUGAAAAGUACAAAGUUGAAUUUCUCUGAUGCCUUCUUGGUUAUGCACCUGAUUACAAAACUGGAAUUUAAAAAAAAAACAACAGAAAUAAAGGAAACAAAGCCAAAAAGUAUGAGAACUGUCCAGAUAUUAAAGUCUUAUUUCCAGGUAAACACCUGGGCCUGGAGUCUCGGGAGGAGCUGCGUGUUUGCUGCCACUGAUGCUACCGGUACCACAACUGGGUCCUGUAACACGCUCAGGUACCUAAGGAAAUCCUUCUUUCCAAAACAUCAGGAUCUGCAGUUUGCAGGCCUCCUGAAUCCACUGGACAGUCCACACCACAUGAGGAUAGAUGAGAAAUCUGAGUACCGUGAGGGAGUGGUAGUUGAACGGCCCCGUAAACCCCAGAAAGGAUCAUUUGUAAACUGUGGCAUGAGAAAGGAUGUACAGAUUGACCGACAGCUUCAACCUGGUUUACGGGUUACAGUCCGACUGCACAAGAAUGAAAACCCAGAGAGUAAAGCAUUGAAGGGUACAGUUGUCCCACCACAUGCUCCACGGACAGUAUCUGGCCUGUACUGGGGUUACACAGUGCGACUUGCUUCAUGCCUCAGUGCUGUGUUCACAGAGUGCCCAUUCAAGGAUGGCUACGAUCUCUCAAUUGGCACAUCUGAACGAGGGUCAAAUGUUGACAAUGUUACACUUCCAACAUUCAAGAAUUUGUUGGUGGUGUUUGGUGGUCUUCAGGGACUUGAGGCCAGUGUAGAUGUUGAUGAAAACCUUAGUUUUACAGAUCCCAGCGUCCUUUUUCACCACUAUCUGAACACCUGCCCUGGUCAGGGCAGCCGUACCAUCCGCACUGAGGAAGCUAUUCUCAUUACCCUCUCUGCGUUGCGACCAAAAAUUGACAUGGCAGUUAGAAAUUCUGCUUCAACAAGUUGAAAGUGUAAAUAUUUUGCCGUGAGCCACCUCUGCAAUCUGUUAAUGUCGUGAAGGACCAACAUUCAUGUUCCCGGCUGACACCAGAGCCUGAUUGCAGAUCCAACCCUGGUUUGUGAUGCAGUGGGAGAGUGCAUUUGUUGAGAUUCUGCGGUGUAUUCCUGCAACAUGUGCUUUCCAACAGUGAAAGUGUGGUGAAGAUUUAACCAUAACUUGAUUCAUCCUCAAGCAAUGCAUCAAUUUGAUGAGGACAUGAGUAAAUGAUGGAUAUUGCUGGCUUCAGUCUGACACAAAUAUCACUUCACUGGUUUUCAGAUAGGCCUACAUUGAAUGGGGUAACACAUCAAACAUGAUUGCUGAUUGCAGCCCGUCUGGAUGUUUGGCCAGAACUAUUCCUCAGUACUUUUCUUGGAAUCAUCACACAGUGUUACAAUUCAGAUGCGUAGGCUGGUUAUUGACUUAAGAAUUAAGAGCAGGAGUAAGACCUUGGCCUCUCGAGCCUACUCUGCCAUCAAUAAAUUCAUGGCUCUGAUUAAUCCACAUUACUACCAAUAAUCUUUCAUUUUCUCUAACUUAAAAAUAUUCAAGGACUCUGCUUCCACUACCUUUUGAGGAAGAGUUCUAACAACUUGCGACCUUCUGUCAGAAAAUAAUUCUCUGCAUCCCUGGCUUAAAUAGGUAACCCCUCAUUUUGAAAGAUGUGUUAUUGAUUAAUUAUGCCAUUUAUGUGUUGAAUAAAGAUUUAUUUUUAAAACUCUUUUGUUAAGUGGUAUGAGAAGCUGGUGCACACGUUUUGCAGACCUCUGUAAGUAACUUAAUGAUUAUUAAAACACUUUAUGUUCAAUGCA
This is a messenger RNA of Rhincodon typus (whale shark), 2024 nucleotides long. It is a transcript of the gene spout1, whose product is annotated as SPOUT domain containing methyltransferase 1. Gene Ontology annotation, molecular function: miRNA binding. Bases 301 to 1179 code for a protein of 292 amino acids. Gene Ontology annotation, cellular component: spindle pole centrosome; mitotic spindle; kinetochore. Lineage: Eukaryota; Metazoa; Chordata; Chondrichthyes; Orectolobiformes; Rhincodontidae. The record is from RefSeq and is a predicted model, not a curated record. Gene Ontology annotation, biological process: miRNA processing; maintenance of centrosome location. The transcript has 8 exons.